AUGAUCGCCCCUAGAAACAUUGCGGUGAUUGGGCUUCUUCCCGCUUCGGUCCAAGCCGGACCAUGCAAGCCCUCAUCAACUGUCACAAUCACGACCGAGACUACAGCGACUGACGCAGCUUCGACCACUGGCACAGCUACAUCUGCAGAAAUACCCACCACCGAGACGACCCUUCUUCCUAGCUCAACUGGCUAUACUUGCGUCAACAAUGAAAAGACCCCAUUUCCAGCCGGUGUCCUUUGCGACACCAAGGGUAUCGGCGCGGACCCCAACAUGGUAUUUCUCACUGAACUGUCUGGUGAUGUUACGAUCGCGAAGUGCCGUGAUGUCUGUCGGGGCCUAGAUGGCUGCAUUGCUUUUGCUAUACAGCCAGGCGUCUACUGCGACCUUUGGGGAGGUAGAGUCCAGGGGACUGAUGGCUCUAAUACCGACUUCACUUGGUACUCUUUGGAGUGUUUCUGCGAUCUGCCUGAGCUGCCUACGACUUCGGCAGAAGCCACUGCUACCACGGCGACGACGGGUACUACAGCUAUCACUACUGAUACUGCUACCACCGAGCUUGAGGCAUCUUCCACAGUACUCACAACAUCUUCCGCCGAACUUGCUUCAACCACAGAAACGACCACUGCAGCUGCCACGUCCACAACCGCCGCGUUAGGCUGCCCUGGUGGAUUCCCGGCCGACCACUCCUGCGGCGUCUUUAAACAAUACAGUGGAGGAGGACAAAACUACAUCAAAGAUUAUAGUGGAGCAUAUUCGGUCGAAGAGUGUAUGCAGUUCUGUAUUGAUGAUGAUACCUGCACUCUUAUUAAUCACUCAUCUUACUUUUGCGAGCUGUGGACUGGAGACCUCAUCACCAAUGGGCUUUCUGCGGCUUGGAGUUGGUAUGAGUUGGCGCCUGCGGAUUAA
Fusarium tjaetaba is the source of this 909-nucleotide messenger RNA. RefSeq lists its product as uncharacterized. The record is from RefSeq and is a predicted model, not a curated record. The transcript has a single exon. The coding region runs from base 1 to 909 and encodes 302 amino acids. Lineage: Eukaryota; Fungi; Ascomycota; Sordariomycetes; Hypocreales; Nectriaceae.